This is a messenger RNA of Phyllotreta striolata, 1392 nucleotides long. The record is from the annotation of a GenBank genome assembly. NCBI's taxonomy places the organism in Eukaryota, Metazoa, Arthropoda, Insecta, Coleoptera, Chrysomelidae.
AUGGAGGGGUUCUUCAACCACAGCCAGCUGGUUCAAUCCUUCUACACCACCAACCAGGCGGACUUCGCCUCCGACAACAUCACCGACAACGACGUCAACAUCACCAGAACCUACUCCAGGUUGACCUCACCGUUGGCCGUCACCGUCGCCGUUCUGCUGGUGUUCCUAUUCUCACCCAUGAUCCUUAUAGGUAAUUCCUUGUUCCUGGUGGCGAUGUACAGGUUCAAGAGGCUCCGGACGCCCAGCAACUACCUCUUCAUAUCGCUGGCGACGUCCGAUUUGGGCAUCGGCAUGUUCAUGCCGGUGGGCAUGUACCUCGAAUUGGGCGGCGUCCAGACGCUGACGAGCGUGCGCGUCUGUCUGUUCAGCUACGGCGUCGCCAUAUCGUUGUGCUCGGUAUCGGUGCUGGUGAUGGUGGCCAUCGCCGUCGAUCGAUUCACGUCGCUGGCGCGACCGUUGCGCUACAACAAUCUGAUCACCCAUUCGGCGGUCGAGCGGUACAUCGUCGUGUUUUGGGCGUACUCAUCGCUGGUCGGAUUCACCCCGCUCGGCUACUCCGUCUUGAAUCACGCCGAUCAAUACACCGAGAUAUGCUCCUUCGGAGUUCUAGUGGCGAAACCUAUACAGUUGUUCAUGUUCUGCGCCGUAUACGGCCCAUCGGCUCUAGUGCUACUAGUAUGCUAUGGUUACGUUUACAUAGUAGCCAGAGGUCACGCCAGAGCCAUUAGAUCAGAAACCCGCCAGUCCACUCGCAUUUCAACAGCCCCCCUAGGAGGCGCCGGUCCUCCUCGAUACGGCCUGGCGCUCGCCAUCACCACCGGAAUGUUCCUGGUGCUCUGGUUACCCUUCCAGGUGUGCAUGCUAACGGACGUCUUCUUGGGCACCAACAUCCUCACCGCUUGGAUUUCGGUCUACCUGGCGCUUCCGAUACUAGCCAGCAGCGCCUUCAACCCUUGGGUGUACGGCUACAGGAACUCGGAGCUGCGGCGCGCCGUCCGGCGUGUGGUCGACGACAUGCUGGCCCUGCUGGGGUUCGCCCAUCGCAGCCGCCGCCGGUCCUCCGAUCAGGCGGCGCCGAGCGCGGCCGCCACCGCCGGCGACGCCGGCUCGUUCAUCAACCACGUGCAGCGCGAGCGGUCGGAGCGGAAGGCGGUCGCCGCCGCCGCCGCCUCCGCCGGGGAUUUCCUGCUGGUGCCGAUGGCGCGGCCGGAGAGCUCCGGCGUGGCGUCGGAUUGCGAGUCGCAGCGGAUCGUCCUGAUGGCGGACGCGCCGGUGAGGGUGCUGAAAGGGUCGAGGAGCAUGGUGGAGAGCAUCGCCGUGAGUCGGGGCUCGGACGUGGUGGUGGUGGCUGGGAGGGAGAGGGGCAUGAGGCACGGGGUUAGUGUGUUGUGA